Messenger RNA from Ruditapes philippinarum (Manila clam), 2739 nucleotides. RefSeq names its product ganglioside GM2 activator-like. The transcript has 5 exons. The coding region runs from base 106 to 729 and encodes 207 amino acids. Gene Ontology annotation, molecular function: lipid carrier activity; enzyme activator activity. Gene Ontology annotation, biological process: ganglioside catabolic process; lipid transport. NCBI's taxonomy places the organism in Eukaryota, Metazoa, Mollusca, Bivalvia, Venerida, Veneridae. The record is from RefSeq and is a predicted model, not a curated record. Gene Ontology annotation, cellular component: cytoplasmic side of plasma membrane.
AAAUCCAAGCGUCCAACCGAUUACUGUUAUGAUCAAAGUUGAGAGUCACCGGAAGCAGACACUAGUUCUUUUGUUUAAGACUUUUUUGCGAUUCUUUAUGAAAAGAUGUUGAUGUUAAUUUUGUGUACGUUUCUUUUAUUGAACGUUGAAGCGCUGCCAAAUGUUUUUGAAUACGAAAUUUCAAAGGCGAGGGAUUAUGUACAUUCGUUUGAAAUUCCAAAGGAUAAGGGUCAGUCACAAUCUGAAGGACCAAGAAAGCUAAAGUCAUUUUCAUGGAAAGACUGCAGUACAUCGGCUCCUUUAGUGAACGUGAAGAGUCUGAGCAUCACUCCCGAUCCUCUUCAGUUUCCUGGAAAUCUUGUCGUGUCAGCAGACGUCAAUGUCAAACAAAGCCUAUCUCAACCAUUGCAGGUAAAGUUGGAAAUGAAGAAAAAGGAGCUUGGGUUUUUCAUAACUAUACCAUGCAUUGACAACUUUGGAUCUUGUACGUAUGAUGAUAUUUGUGAAAUACUGUCACAGUCUGGAGCUGCUGGUCAAUGCCCGCAAGAACUGAAAGAUAUUGGUAUAGAUUGUACAUGUCCUUUUGCAAAAAAAGAGUACAAUCUGUCAGAAGCAACAUUUGAUAUAACAGCCACUAUUAUACCAACUGGUGAAUAUCAAGUUGAGGCCAAUGUUACUAAGGGUGGAGCAGAGGUUGUUUGUCUGAAGCUAGAAUUUUCAAUAGAAUGAUUCUAAUGUGAAGAUCAUGAUAUCAGGGAUACAUUGAGAUAAUAAUAUACUGUACUAAAGACGUUUGCUGAAAGAACAUUCCAUAUCCAAGACAUCAAGAAAUGAAUUGUAUAUUUUUGUGGAAAUUUUUUUGUGUUGUUUUUCUUUCCAGAUAACUAUUUUUGUAUGUAGUUUUUCUAACUUAACUACUGAUUUGAUUUUUAUGUUAUCUUUUUACUAUAUAUAUAUGCAACUGAUUUUUUUUAUAUUGUAUGUACAUUUUACAUUUACAUCUAUAAAUGAUUUGUUGUACAUUAUAUGGGAUACAGGGUUUGUGUCUUUGUAUGUCAUUCAUAUGUGUUAGUUUUUUAUGGUAAAACUACAUUAUUACUUUUAUUAUAGAAGAAUCUUUUUUAAAAUUUUCCAAGUUGUAAAGUCCAAUUAUUUCAUUUUAUGCAGAACAAAGAACAUAUUGCCCUGUCUGCUGGUUUUUCUGAGGUACCAGUAUUCUUAAAUAUGCAUUAACUGUUACAAAAAAAAUAGUUUCUUACACAAACAAUUGUGAUUAACCUUAGUUUUUUUCAGGUAUUUUACUAUGAAUUCUACUCAGAAUCUCAAUUACAUGUACUUGAUUUUUACACAGUUAAUUACUUUUUAAGACCACACCAAAAUUUUAACAAUUUGUGUACAACUUUGAAUAUGCAAAACAUACUUAGACCAAGCUUUUUAAUUCAAUUUAUUGAUUUGUAGAAGCGAGCAAUAAUAUAAAUAGGUAAUAGUCAUUCCUAGUUAAAAUUCAGAGCUUUGUUUUGUCUCAUUGUUAAUUGUCAAUCAAAUAUGAUUAAAAUAUAUUUUCAUUUGAAUGUUACAUUUUAAUAAUGUUGCGAAAAAGUUUCACAAAGGGGAGUAACUCUUGAAUGACUCUUAACAUAUCUUUUACAAAAAAGAGUUAUGUUAUACAUGUAAAAUUUAUGUAAACAUUUUGGAACUGAAGAUCACAUAUUGUUUAAGUUUACAAAUACUUAUAUGCAAUUACCUAAUUUUUUAUAUAUUUAAUACAUGUAUUUAUGCAUUUAAAAGGUAAAAUUUUUGCUUUCAAUCUAGAUACCUGUAGGUUGUAAUGGGUUCAUUACAGUGACUGUCAUAAUACUUUUUAUAAUUACCUAACUUGAUAGCACAUUUCUUUAAACGCAUAUAGUUUUUUCUCAAUGAAUGAUGAAGAGGAUAAAGAUAGAAAAUUUUAAGAAGAACAAAUAAUUUUGUAUUUCUUAUAAUUGUUAGCACAUCUGUUACUUUAGAUCUGAUAAACAUAUUAUUAUGUUAUUUCUUAUGUAAUAUGUAAAUUAUUCAGGGAUAUUAUCCAACAAUGAAUCAUAUUUAUUCUGGAAACUUUGUUAUGGAAGGUUAUUUAUAUUUUAUUAUAAACCAUUCAGCUGACUAUGUUUUUGAUUACUCCUGAUCAUAUAUAAUCUCAAUUGACUAUUGUAAAGUUAAUUAAGUGAUAUUUUUGAUGCUAUGAUAUUAUAUGUAAUUAAUACAUACGGUAAUGUUGUUUGGUGAGUAAAUAUAUUUCCAAGAGGUUUUAUAUUAAAAUUAAUGCGGACUCUUUAUUAAAUUUUUAGGAUAUGCCUAAAGAUGCAAUAUUGUUAUCAGCCUGUAGGCUUUGUCAAGCUUUAGAGGGGCAGAUCAGUAAAAUAAUAUAAAGACCUGAUCAUGGGAUAUUAUUAUAUAUAAACAUUAGUAUGCAUUAUGUAAGCUUAUGCUAAUAUCACUUCUUAUAUAUGGACCAAUAUUGAUAGAAUGGGAGUUAAAUAGUUUUAUAGAAUGCCUGUAUGCAAACUUGUGUUAAACCUAUAUAUUACUUUAUAGCUCAAUUUUGAAGCAACGGCACUAUCAAACUUUUUUUACUUGUAACCAUUGACUACUACUAACUGAUUUUCAAAAUGAAUUUUCAAAUUUUCAGUUAGUUUGAAAAAUAUUAUAUUUAACAAUCGACUUCCAUUACAUGACAAUUAUAUACCAGAUCGCUUA